Messenger RNA from Nerophis ophidion (straightnose pipefish), 1840 nucleotides. It is a transcript of the gene ak8, whose product is annotated as adenylate kinase 8. The coding region runs from base 7 to 1488 and encodes 493 amino acids. NCBI's taxonomy places the organism in Eukaryota, Metazoa, Chordata, Actinopteri, Syngnathiformes, Syngnathidae. Gene Ontology annotation, cellular component: cytoplasm. Gene Ontology annotation, biological process: nucleoside triphosphate biosynthetic process. Gene Ontology annotation, molecular function: ATP binding; nucleoside diphosphate kinase activity; AMP kinase activity. The transcript is spliced from 15 exons. The record is from RefSeq and is a predicted model, not a curated record.
GUUGCCAUGACAACGACAACCGCGUCCUGGCAACAGCAGCGGAGAGAAGACAUUUCUCUGAGGAAGCGGGACACCAGCUCGGUGGCGAUGGAGAAGCCCCUGAGGAUCCCCCCCCAGAUGUCCAUCUACGCAGACCAGCACAACAUCCUCCACCUGGUGCAGAGCAUGGUGUCCAGCCUGGCGGUGGACCAGCCCGACGACCCCCUGGCCUACCUGCUGCUGCUGCUGAGGGACAGCAGUGUUCACGUUCCCAGGGUGCUCCUGCUGGGUCCGCCCGCAGCGGGAAAACACACGCUGGCCCAAAAGUUGUGUGCUCAUCUGAGAGCUGUUCACGUGACCUUGGAGGCUUUACUGGAGGACCAAUCAGAGACCAGCAAACAAGCGCGCCAAUACACGUUCAAACAACAGGAGGUUCCUGAUGAGUUGCUGGUCCGGUUGAUUCAAGAAAGACUGAAACAGACUGACUGCUUCAACCAGGGUUGGGUGUUGGAUGGACUUCCUCAGACUCGCCUGCAGGCUCGUAAUCUCCAGCAGGGCGGCGUCAUUCCCAAACACGUGGUGAUCCUGGAGGCUCCUGAAGAUGUCUUGAUGGAGAGACAUCGAGGCCGGCUGCUGGACCCGCUGACAGGAGACGUGUACCACGAGACCUUCAUCAGGCCGACAGAUGGCGAGGUGCAGCAGCGUUUGGAGCCCAAGGUGGACGCUACAGAGAGUCAGCUGAUGGCCGACCUGCAGCGUUAUCGCUGUGAGGUCACCGGGAUAAGCUCCGCCUACUCCCACAUCUUGAAGACCAUCAGCAGCGACCAGCCUCCUCUCGACAUCUACCAACAAGUUCUGGCUUUUGUCCGGACUCAGCGUUGCACUCGGACUCCCAGAGUCCUCCUGUUGGGUCCACCAGGCUCAGGGAAGACUCAUCAAGCCAAACUGCUAACUGACAAGUACAAGAUGGUGGACAUAUGCUGGACUGACCUGCUGGGAUGGGCUGAAGCUGACCAGUCAGCCAUCGGCGAAGAGGUGCGAUCACACCUGCAUGCUGCACAGCCAGUUCCAGAGUCCGUGACUCUCCAAGUUCUCCAAGAACGUCUGAGCCGAGUGGACUGUAGCUCCAAAGGCUGGAUCCUUCACCACCUUCCAUCUGAACCUCAGCACGCCAAGCACCUGCAGCAAUCACUCAACUCCCCCAACAGGGUUUUCUACCUGGAGUUGACCGAUGACCUUUGUGUGGAGAGACUCACGCUGAGAAGCACGGACCCCGUCACCGGACUCAGCUUUCACGCCGUCACUCGACCCCCUCCGGACCCUGAGGUCCAGGACCGUCUGCAGAGCAGGACCGAGGACAGCCCGGACAACGUCACGCACACACUCGGUGUGUACAGGACGCACACUGCAGGGCUGCAGUGUGUUUUCCCAGAAGGCGUGCACGUUGAUGCUGAUCAGGAUCCUCAGUGUGUGUUUGAGGCUUUGGAGAAACAUCUCACCAUUGAGUGACAACACUGUGUGUGUGUGUGUGUGUGUGUGUGUGUGUGCGCACAGACCUCCUUACCAUGCUUGUUGACUUAAAGGCGGAGCUUUGUGAUGAUUGACAGCUCACUGAAGUUUUACUGAAGUCUUUGUCAGGCAAUUUUGGUAAACGACUAUAAUUAAUCCUCCUUUUAGGUCAAUGUGUGAUUGACAGCUCUAUUUUAAGACUUCCUGUCAGCGACAGGAAGUGGAACGACGGAGACGUGAUACACGUCGGACACGCGGUCACGUCAGAUGUUUCAACUUCAAAGCGUUUCGUGCUGCCGUGAUUGCAUUUUUAUAUUGAUUUUCUUUACAGACAAUAAAGUUCUACAAUCUU